This is a messenger RNA of Exserohilum turcica Et28A, 2042 nucleotides long. RefSeq lists its product as uncharacterized. The record is from RefSeq and is a predicted model, not a curated record. Gene Ontology annotation, cellular component: trans-Golgi network. Gene Ontology annotation, biological process: Golgi to plasma membrane protein transport. Lineage: Eukaryota; Fungi; Ascomycota; Dothideomycetes; Pleosporales; Pleosporaceae. The transcript is spliced from 2 exons. Bases 373 to 1935 code for a protein of 520 amino acids.
GGACAAGGCGCGUCUGAUGCCCGUCUUGUUUUCACAGAUACUGCAUAGUUUGGGACUGUUCGAAUACUUCACGCCCUUCCGGAUCCAUGGAUAGGCGUGCUCCAGGCGUGUUCUAAAGCCCCACCACCCCUCAUUCGUUGCCAACACCAUCACCCGCCGUGGAUGACCCGGGUUGUAUGGUAGCAGCUCUGAACAUAUCGCGUUUCGGGGCUUCUCGACUACUCGUCAUCCAGUGUUCGGUGGCGGGUCUACUCUGUGUCACCUGUCCUCGUGGACAAAGCACGAGCUCCUUACCGCCCGUGAGCUAGGUACCAGCAACACAUGCACUAGCAACACAUCGCACUCUCUCCAUACACUUCAACAAGGCUCACCAUGGAAGACGGAACCAUGCACCUACAGCCAGGGCGUAGCAUAGGCUUCAUGACCCUUGGUUGCUCCCUUCACGAAGUGCUCACAACGAUCAAGGCCGAAGUCAAGGCCUUUCCGCGCUUCCAGCUCUACCAUGACGACUUCCGGCCCCUUUCAUCCCCAAUACAAGUCGUCCUUCCCGACAACGGUCUGCGCUUACAGUUCGACGGCCCUGACCAGCGGCUACGUCUUAUCGAAGUGCUCGAUUUCGCCAAAGCCCGACUAGUAUACAAGGAUAUCGAAGUUUACAAGCCUGGAGACGGAGGCUUCACGGGAGGCCUAUCCGGUCCAAGGUUCAGGCAUGUCUAUGACAAGCUAUUGGGGCCGACCUAUGGUGGAGAGUAUGUGCCGCCAAAGUCGGAAGAUCCGAACGCCAUGGGCACAUACAAUCUAUCGUAUCCAGGGAUAGCCUUCAACUUUCCCGUACAGCACGCUGCAUACUCUCCCAAGAAAGACUUCAUCUCGCUUCUGUCAUCGUCUGCCACGGGCCCUGCAACGUCCAUGGCUGUCUUUAGCGGGGAGUCGUGGCAGAAAGCACGCGCCACCCUAUUCACGUCUCCUCCCGCGAACCCAAGAUCACUGAUGCUAGGAAAAACAAAGGAUGGUGGGCCAGACGAGAUUGAAACAGUCAGGGUACAUGGAGAGGGCAGAAUAGAACUUGUCAGGCGGUCUAGCCCUCCGUUCUGGAUUGUUCUUAGUGAGACAACUCCUCAAGAUUUGAUCAUGGAGCUGGGGGCCCCGGACUCGAUCUAUCGCAAGAAUGACCACCGUUUGUCUAUCCACAAGGACCGGAGAACAAGCGAUGCAUCAGAUCUAUCCCCUGGUGGGCUUACGCCUGACGAAGACUCUGAUCCUGGCUCGGCUAUAAGAAGCGAUGAUGAAGACGCAUGGGAAGGCGAUGAUGACGCCGCGCUAGAAGCUCAGGAGCGUGAGGUUGCUGCGGCAGAGCAUUUCUACAACUACUACCACCAUGGCUUCGACAUUUUAAUAUCACAGCCUACGCACAUCUCGCCACCUUCACCGACGGCGGAAAGACGAGACGCUGAUUUACAUGAAGCAGGGGAGCCCAGUGCGCAGCCCCUCAACCAUCUCACCGCGACCAAAGUAAUAUUCCACGGCAACGUCCCUGGCUCAUACCAGUUCAACCGACACAGAAGAAGCCGGUGGACUCUUGAGCACGUUCCCUCGGCCAUGUACCGUGAGCCUCUCAACUCUGAAAUGGGUUUUGGCGAUAUUUCCGGCCGUCUGAAAGAGGUAUUCAAACCGCACUACGAAAACGAGGAGCAGGAGAGACUACAACAGCGCGGCAUGGCUUUGAACCGAGGCUGGGGAGAUAGUCCGGGGAGUAGCUGUGAGCUUCUUGGGGGAUGGGAAGACAGUUCAGGGAAGAAAAGCAAGUUUGCCAAUGCCGGCAGUGUGCUUAUGGAGGGUACCACAGACGUGGGUAACGUGGAGCUAUUUGGGUUUCCAGGCAUGGUGUUUGAAGUGCUCAAGAAUGGAGCUGUAAGCUCUUUGACUGUUUACUGAGACUACGAUUUGAAUCCGGAGUUUGGCCCUUGUCUUUGGGGCAGGAGUUGGUUAGGCGCUUUAGAUACGACUGUUGGAUGGCACAUUACAGAUAAUAGGACUUUGAU